GUGAGAGAAGCGCUCGGAGAGGCAGCACGCACGAAUUGAGCAGAUGGCGCAAGGCACCCUCCGCUGGGUUUGAUAUGGGAUAUGGGAUUUACGUCGGUGAAGAUUUCAAGAUUUUGUGCAUUUAUUGCAUUAGUGUCCCUGACUGUGGCAAGAGUCUCAGCGGCAGAUGUGAAGUGUGAGAAUAUUUACAGGGACUUCUCUGACUGUGUUCUGGAGUUGGGGGAGAGCAUGGAUAACUACCAAGAGAAUGUGACCAGCGAGAUGGGAGUGGAAGCUGUGUGCAGCCACUGGGAGGCGUUCCACACGUGUGCCCUGACGGCACUGUCCGGGUGUCAGGAGGAGGUGGGCUCCAUCUGGGAGACCCUGAAAGAAGACUCCAGGAAGAUCCGCUUCCAGGGCAGCCUCUUCGACCUGUGCAGCCCCAGCUCGGCCCCCAGCCUGCGCUCGCUUCUAUCCCCUCUACCCCUGCUGCUCCUAGGCUUGCUGAUCCUGGGAGGGCCCAUCUGGCCAUCCACAUAGAUGGGGAAGCCUCCCUCCUCAUCGCUCCCAACCCCAUGCACUCUCACAUUCCCCGGGGUGGCCGGCUGCAUCCUGAGCACAUCUGAAAACUGAAGCCAAGGAUUGGGGGGGGGGGGGGGGGAUCAGUGAGUAGAGAAUGAAUAUGGAUUAAGGUUAGCACACAGAGCCAUGUCUCUAUGGAGACGCCAUAGACAUCUUUGGUACUGGGUAAUUAGAAGGCUAUGAUAUCACAGAGCCAUUGAUGUCUGUGGAGAGACGGAGGGAUACCGAUCGCUCUGGGUUACCCACCAUAGAUGUCUAUGGCACUAGGUAAUUUAGAAGGUUAUGUUAUCAGGGCCUUAGAUAUUAAUGUCAUCAUUAUUGAUGAGUCUGGAUAAAAAUACACACCCAAUACCCAAGCAAUUGUAAUGAAAACCUAUUACAGUAUACGCCUAUGAAAAAAGCAAUUUUAAAGCAAUUGGUCAAUUUUGUUGACAAUCAAGUGAAUUCUUUCAACUUUGACCUUUUGACCCCUACACACCAGCCCAAUGUUUGGUGUUGCAUGGCUGCUAUAAUGACACCAAAAAGGCAUUUUUCCAUAUUUUUGCUCUGUUAAACAAUUUCUUUGGUCAUCCUGUUACAGUAGGUGCUGUUAAAGUCAGGCAAUGCUGUUAACUGAAAAUAUUGUUCCUUGCUUUAUUAUGCACUUUACAGUAAAAUGCCUAAUUUACCGUUA
This is a messenger RNA of Oncorhynchus nerka (sockeye salmon), 1234 nucleotides long. Its product is annotated as neuritin-like. The record is from RefSeq and is a predicted model, not a curated record. Gene Ontology annotation, cellular component: plasma membrane. Lineage: Eukaryota; Metazoa; Chordata; Actinopteri; Salmoniformes; Salmonidae. Gene Ontology annotation, biological process: nervous system development; neuron projection extension. Bases 82 to 519 code for a protein of 145 amino acids. The transcript has 4 exons.